Messenger RNA from Pyrus x bretschneideri (Chinese white pear), 2524 nucleotides. RefSeq names its product carotenoid cleavage dioxygenase 8 homolog B, chloroplastic-like. NCBI's taxonomy places the organism in Eukaryota, Viridiplantae, Streptophyta, Magnoliopsida, Rosales, Rosaceae. Gene Ontology annotation, cellular component: chloroplast. Gene Ontology annotation, biological process: carotene catabolic process. Gene Ontology annotation, molecular function: carotenoid dioxygenase activity. The transcript is spliced from 6 exons. The record is from RefSeq and is a predicted model, not a curated record. The coding region runs from base 681 to 2381 and encodes 566 amino acids.
UGUACUGUCAUUUGUGAGUUCUUCUUAUGUGCAAUUUUAAUUUAUUUCCCUUAACAAAAUGAUAUAAUAAUUAAUUUGGAGGUAUCUAGCUAAUUUUUUCAAAUAAAUAAAAAUAUUGUUUCUUUUCUUGCAUGACGAUAUGACCUUUUUUUUUUGUUUUUUUUUUUUUUUUUUGGACAAAUGAUAGUGCUAUUAUGUUAAAAUGUUAGUUAGGGAAAAGAAGGAUCAGUGAAUGUCAAACUUGCACUAGGAUUCAUAGAUAUAAUUGAUUUCUGCAACUGCUAUAAAACAUCAUCGACUUCUCACAAAUAUUAUAACAUAAAAAAGGGUAAGCUAUAUGUCAUAGUAAUAAGCUCUUGUAGCUCGGUUGACUAGAGCACCCAUUCAAUAUAAGGUUGUCUUUAGUAAAACCACCAACGGAAGCAUAUUGGUAUGCCCAUCUUCUCUAUUUUAGGUUUUCCUUGAAAAAAUAUACAUACAAAACAGCCAUGUCAGCUAGUGAAGGGGAAUUCCACCAAUGAAGAUUCCAAAUGGGGAUGCACAGGACACUUGUUUCCAAUUAGUUAACUUGCCCUAUUUGCAAUCUUUCCCUGCCGACCCUCCUCUAUAUAAAGGACAUUAGACCUCACACUCUUUAACCCACUCUUAAUACACAGCUGCUUAGUUCUGAAAUAGUUUUCAUGGCUUCCAUAACAUUUUCAGGCGCUACUGGAAACUUCUCUUUGCUGCCAACAGCUGCCGUUUCUGAGAACUCAAAUAAUAUAAAGGGUGGGUUUAAUCCCUUAAGAAAGAACUUGAAUAAUACCAGAAAAAAGCACAAUGGUCGAAGCUUGGUGUCCACAAACGUAGCAAGUCCACCAUUGCCGGCAAUAGCUCAUCCACCCCCAAAAGAAGAGAGUGGCGAUGGUUACGACAGGAGUCACGUAGCAUGGACGAGUGUGCGGCAGGAGAGAUGGGAAGGAGAGCUGCUUGUCCAAGGAGAAAUACCAUUGUGGCUGAAAGGUACGUACCUAAGAAAUGGGCCAGGGCUGUGGCACGUUGGGGACUACAACUUCCGCCACCUCUUUGACGGCUAUGCCAUGCUCGCCAAACUCCACUUCCACGACGGCCGCCUCACUGCUGGCCACCGCCAGAUCGAAUCCGAGGCCUACACAGCUGCCAUGAAGAACCAAAAAAUAUGUUUCCGUGAAUUCUCUGAGGUCCCUAAGCCGGCCAAUUUCCUAUCUUAUAUUGGAGAACUAGCCAACUUAUUCUCCGGUACAUCGUUGACUGACAACGCCAACACCGGAGUGGUUAAGCUAGGUGAUGGUCGGGUUGUGUGCCUCACAGAAACCCAGAAAGGAUCAAUAGUGAUUGACCCGACCACGUUGGACACUUUAGGAAAAUUUGAGUACAGUGACACAUUGGGUGGUUUGAUACACUCGGCACAUCCUAUUGUGACCGAUACCGAGUUUUUGACUUUGUUGCCGGAUUUAAUCAAGCCGGGGUAUUUAGCGGUCAGGAUGGAGCCGGGUACUAAUGAGAGGAAGGUGAUCGGGCGGGUUGAUUGUAGCCGUGGACCGGCUCCUGGUUGGGUGCACUCUUUCCCUGUGACCGAGCACUACAUCAUUGUGCCCGAAAUGCCACUGAGGUAUUGUGCUGGGAAUUUGCUCAAGGCCGAGCCCACUCCCUUGUACAAGUUUGAGUGGCACCCUGACUCUAAGGCGUUUAUGCAUGUCAUGUGUAAAGCUAGUGGCAACGUUGUGACAAGUGUGGAAGUUCCAUUGUACAUUACGUUCCAUUUUAUUAAUGCUUAUGAGGAGACAGAUGAGGACGGUAGGGUUACUGCUAUCAUUGCCGAUUGUUGUGAGCACAACGCUGACACCACAAUUCUGGAUAAGCUCAAGAUUCAGAAUCUUCGAUUGUAUACCGGCAAAGAUGUACUACCAGAUGCUCAGGUUGGUAGGUUCAAGAUACCACUGGAUGGGAGUCCAUAUGGAAAAUUGGAGGCAGCACUAGACCCAAAUGAGCAUGGAAGAGGGAUGGACAUGUGCAGCAUAAACCCUGCUUAUCUGGGUAAAAAAUACAGAUACGCUUAUGCUUGCGGGGCUCAGCGCCCGUGUAACUUCCCUAACACCCUCACCAAGAUUGAUUUGGUAGAGAAGAAAGCUAAGAAUUGGUACGAUGAAGGAGCAGUGCCAUCCGAACCGUUCUUUGUUGCCCGUCCCGGGGCAACUCAAGAAGAUGAUGGUGUUGUAAUCUCGAUGAUUAGCGAGAAAAAUGGAGAUGGAUAUGCAUUGCUGUUAGAUGGAUCAACGUUUGAAGAGAUUGCUAGGGCAAAGUUCCCCUAUGGUCUUCCAUAUGGACUGCAUGGAUGCUGGGUUCCCUCCAAAGAAUCAUAGAAAUGAUGAACUAGCCAGUAUCAGUUCUACAUUCGUUAUUUACAGCUAGCCAAAGAAUGUUCCCACUUCGACUGCGUUGAUAUAUAUGUAGGUCACGGUUAGCUAGGUACACAAAAAUAUGCUAUUCGUUUAUAUGAUAUGAG